Messenger RNA from Leptomonas pyrrhocoris, 3314 nucleotides. RefSeq names its product putative GP46-like surface antigen. Gene Ontology annotation, molecular function: protein binding. The transcript has a single exon. NCBI's taxonomy places the organism in Eukaryota, Euglenozoa, Kinetoplastea, Trypanosomatida, Trypanosomatidae. Bases 165 to 3314 code for a protein of 1049 amino acids. The record is from RefSeq and is a predicted model, not a curated record.
GCGCUUUUGACACCCAACGAUAAGAACCGUGCUCCGGGGGAGGAAAAAAAAACACUCUUUCCCUCCCCUUUUUUUUAAAACUCUGUCAGUUAUUUUUCCUGCACGUCGAAACACGCAGAGCGAGAGUGUCCACUUAUGAAAUAUCGCUAGCGCAAACAACUAGCAUGCUGUUUCGAAGAUGCUUUUCCUCGGUUGCUGCGAACGCGUUUGCCCUAUGUGUUGUACUUGUCUCAGAGCUGCUUCUGUGUGCGCCUCUCGCGCAGGCGGGUACUAGUGACUCGACGCUUGCAUUUCUUGCUGACUUUAGGGAGCAGAUUCCUCAGCUUGGCGUUUUAUGGACAACACCCCUCUCUUCCUUCUGCUUCUGGCGUUUUAUCACAUGCAACACCACGACGGGAAUGGCGAGUCUUGAACUCUCUGAGCUGAACUUGACGGGGCAGUACCCUCAGGUGAACCAACUUAAUGGGUCGCUGAUUUACGUUGAGUCCAUCAACAUCUCGUUCAACCCACACUUCGCCGCUGGUUUGCGUAGGGAUUGGAGGCGGCUCUCUCAUCUGCGCGUUCUCGAUCUUAGCGGCACGCACACCGACGGCAGCCUUCCAGACGAUUGGGGCGACCUCCACAACCUGGAGUUUCUCAACUUGAGCAACACCAAAGUUGGCGGCGACAUCCCCGACGAGUGGAGGGGCAUGACGAAGCUCGUUGUACUGGACCUCCGCAACACCCAAGUGGGAAAGAUGAGUGUCAAUACGUUAGGCGGGGACAUGGGAGGCCUUGAGGUGCUCCAGCUGGGCGAGACGGGCGCCAAGCAAGUUUUGGAACAGCUGUCAAGCCCGUCGUACUUUCCGCGUCUCCGCGUCCUCAAUGUUUCGUGCCCUGGAGACACCGAUACGCAGGAGCUUCCCAGCGACCUCGCAGUCUGGGCGUCCGGGCUGCAGAAUCUCGAGUACGUUGGCUUUGAAGGCUGCGGCUUCACAGGGUGCGUGCCGGACUCAUUUCGUGCUGUCCCGGUUCUCAUGCAGGCCGCGCGACGCGCCAAUGUGGGGCUUGUGAUGAGCAAACCCAAAUGCCGUGCCUACACCUGCACGUCUCCCACGAAACUCAACGAUGACACCGAAGUGUUUCUUCACAUUUUGAAAUCAAGCCACUUCAUGCAGCACGCCGUCUCGCUCUGGCGCGGUGACGAUUACUGCAACUGGCCGGGCGUUUCUUGUCCCAUGGCGUGCGGUCUCGGCAUCAGCGUGGACCUCUCUGCGCUUCCCCUCUCCGGCACCAUUCCAGACGCCUUUGCGGCUGUGGGUGACUCGUCGGUGCUCAUUGACUCCUUCAUCAUGCGUGGCAACUCCGGCGUGGUGGGCACGUUGCCUUCGUCCCUGGCGGCGGCUCUGUCGCUAGCCCGGCGGGUGGAGCUGUCCUCGCUGGCCAUUGUAGGCGUCCUCCCCCGCAUCUUGGGGUCUUCGCUCCGCUACGUGGAGUACUUCACCAUCACCCACACGCGCAUCUGCGGUCCCUUGCCUGCCUGGAACGCCACCUUCUACCCUCCGCUGCGGUACGCCGAUCUGUCGAACAACAGAAUGGGGGGUGCACUCAGCAAGUCGUGGGCGGCGCUGCCGCUUGAGACGCUGGAUCUGCGCAACAACAAUUUCUGCGGUUGCGUGCCCAACUCGUGGCGUGGCAAACCCGUCUUGCUACGCGCGUUGGACAGUGCAGUGCUGUCGGCUGGUACGGCCGACGCCUGUGCCUUCCUCAACGGCUGCGGCAAUUUGAACCAGCAGUGCGACGCGACAGCUGACGGACCUGCGGCGACUGACACGGCGGAGUUUCUCAAGACGCUACGGGACAGCUUCCCUGCUCCGCUGAGCAGCUGGGACGCGUCCGCGGACUACUGUGAUGGCACCUGGAAAGGGAUCUCCUGCGCUCGGUCGGUCUACGGUGUAAAUGAGUUGUCUAUUCAACUGCCAGGCGCACAGCUUGUCGGCACUCUGCCGCAACUCCCCGCCAACAUCGUCGGAUCGCGCGUGCUGGUGGCGUCGAUCAGCAUGUCGAACAACCGCGGCCUCACGGGCAGUCUUCCGGUGUCGUGGGGGAGGCUGAGCUACCUCCGCACCCUCGACCUUAGCGGCUGCGCCCUGCGCGGCGAUCUUCCCGAGACUUGGGAGGGUAUGUCGAGCCUUGAGACGCUGCUCAUCGCCGGGUCGAGGCUGUGCCGAGGACUACCAAAUUGGCGAGCCGCAAACAUGCCCAACCUCAAAUACUUCGACGCCAGCGCGAACUCCAUGCUUGGCGGGCUCAGCGACAGCUUCGGCGGCUUUGGUUCCCAACUGAAGUUCUUCAACGUCACCAAAAAUAAGUUCUGUGGCUGCAUCCCCAGCAGCUGGAAGCCGUACAACGUGCUGGUGGCUGGCGUAGACAACGACGCCGCAACGGCGCAGUGUGGGCAAGCCUCCAACGCGUGCGGGCGGUAUGCGAUGCGGUGCACGCUCCUUCACGACAACUUUCUCAACUUUAUGGACGUCAACUGGAACUAUCUCGACUUGAUGAAAAGGCACCUGAGCGUCGACCUUGACGCCGCGACCAGCAGCCAGGCGAUCAAGGUCUUCGCGACGUGGAGCGACUACGAAUUUUGCUCUUACGCAGGUGUUUCAUGCCGCUUUCACAACGGCAGCAACGGCUUUGCACUGGACCUCAAGGGUGUCGGCUUGAAAGGCUCGCUGCCCUCUCUCUCGUCCGCUUUCAGGGGCGGCGUCGCCGCGCGGACGAUCGACCUUUCCGACAAUCCCUGGAUUACCGGUACGCUUCCGCCGUCGUGGGGCAUGCUGACGAAUCUGCUGUAUCUUGAUCUGAGCAACACCUCCGUCCAGUCGGCCAUCCCAACGUCGUGGCAGGGCAUGCACAACCUUCGCCACCUCUCCGUCGCACAGACGCUGGUGUGCGGCUCGCUUCCUCCAUGGUCGGCCAAUAUGUUGGUGUCUGUACGUUCUAUGAACUUCUCGCACUCGAAGCUGGCUGGUGCGUUGAGCGAGGAGUGGGGUUCCUUCGGCUCAUCGGGCCUCACGACGCUCAGCCUGGAAGGAAAUGCGGGGCUGUGUGCGUGUGCGCCAAGCAGAUGGCUGGAGGGCCACGUGUUACCAGAGGCACUUCUCAGUGCCUUCGGCACCAUUCCUCGAGCAUCGAACACCUGUGCGUCGGUUUGUUCGUGGCCCCCCUCUUGCGCAGACCCUGAAAGAGUCGACUCUGGCAACGACACGCCGGGGCUGCACGGUGUUCUUUCUGUUCACGUUUUGGUGCUGCUUGUGGCGACCUUGCCCCUCUAG